Molecule: messenger RNA, 246 nt
Organism: Soboliphyme baturini
Lineage: Eukaryota; Metazoa; Nematoda; Enoplea; Dioctophymatida; Soboliphymatidae
Source: the annotation of a GenBank genome assembly
AUGAUUUUGGCACGGGUUGCAAAUGUUUUCAGAAGGGAAGGCGAAACGACUACUAAUUGUCUAGCCGAUCGGCCGAAGAUUCCGGAGACGGUCAAGAAAUUUGGGGCAAGAAUCGAAAAGCUGUGCUCUAGACUUGAAUUUACCUUUGCCGAAGUGGAAACGCUGGUGCAGGGUCAGGAACGUCGGAAGCACUGCCUGAAACGUCUGCUUCCGAAGCCCAAAUGGAUAAGUGGUCGUCGAAACUGA